Messenger RNA from Camellia sinensis, 324 nucleotides. Lineage: Eukaryota; Viridiplantae; Streptophyta; Magnoliopsida; Ericales; Theaceae. The record is from RefSeq and is a predicted model, not a curated record.
AUGAUGUUUAAUGAGAGCCAGAAUGAAUACAAACGAGGGAUUAGUGGUUGGAACUUCAAUCUUGAAGACGUGAAGGCUCAAGCUUCCUUGAUCCAGGAUGAGGACAUUAUAUCUGAAAAAGAUCUGGGUGGAAGCUCAGUUAGUUCUUCUGGGCUUGACCAUGAAAAGGAAUUGCAGCAUCAGUUGUCUUCAGUGAGCUACUGUUCACAAGUUUCAGAUAUAGAAGAUAAUGAUCUGAUGCAGAAUAAACCAUCUUCUCUAUCAGCCGACGUAACUCUGACUAAUGCGUUGUAUGUUUUCUUGUUGUAGAUCGUUCAAUCAUAU